GCUCAUUCAAAUUAAACCCAAGGCCACGUCUAGUUUGCCCUUUCACUAAAAGGGGCUCUGCAAAUUAAAAUAUUUUCUAUUAAUUACUAGUAGUUGUUUGUACUACUGUCGUAGUCAAAGCACAAAGCCACCGGGAUAAAAAACACAGAAAGAUGGCAUCAACUUUGCCACUGCUGCUAUGGUGCUGCUUGUGUUUCUGUCUAGCUACGACGACCUUUGCUCGGCCCCAGCCUCGAAAUCUGAUCGUUGAUUCAAACUCCACAGCCAACGCGUUCAUCCGCAGAAGCCUUUUGGGCAAUGGCCUUGGCGGAACUCCUCAAAUGGGAUGGAGCAGCUGGAACCAUUUUGGUUGCAAUAUUGAGGAGAAUAUGAUAAGGGAAACAGCUGAUGCAAUGGUAUCUACUGGGCUUUCUUCUCUUGGAUAUGAAUACAUCAAUUUAGAUGACUGUUGGGCCGAACUCAACAGAGACUCUAAGGGAAAUAUGGUUGCUAAAGGUUCAACUUUUCCUUCUGGGAUUAAAGCACUAGCAGAUUAUGUUCACAGCAAGGGGUUGAAGCUCGGAAUUUAUUCCGAUGCUGGGACUCAGACGUGUAGUAAAACAAUGCCAGGUUCAUUAGGACACGAAUACCAAGAUGCAAAAACCUUUGCUGCCUGGGGGGUUGAUUACUUGAAGUAUGAUAACUGUAACAACGAGGAACGAAGUCCAAGAGAAAGGUAUCCCAUAAUGAGCAAAGCUUUACAGAACUCUGGAAGGGCUAUAUUUUAUUCCCUAUGUGAAUGGGGAGAUGACGAUCCUGCUACUUGGGCUUCCUCUGUUGCGAAUAGUUGGAGAACUACUGGAGAUAUUUCUGAUGAUUGGAACAGCAUGACUUCUCGGGCAGAUAUGAAUGACAAAUGGGCGUCUUAUGCUGGUCCAGGUGGCUGGAAUGAUCCGGACAUGCUAGAAGUUGGAAAUGGAGGAAUGACCUUUGGAGAAUACCGUUCCCAUUUCAGCAUUUGGGCAUUAGCAAAAGCUCCUCUAAUAAUUGGCUGUGAUUUACGAUCGAUGGAUCAAACUGCACAUGACAUCCUAAGCAACACAGAGGUUAUUGCAGUUAAUCAAGAUAAACUUGGAGUUCAAGGUAAAAGAGUAAAGCAAUAUGGAGACUUGGAGGUAUGGGCAGGGCCUUUAAGUGGAAACAGAGUAGCAGUGGUGCUAUGGAAUAGAGGAUCAGACAAGGCUGAUAUUACUGCUUCUUGGUCUGAUAUUGGCCUUGAUUCGUCCACUGUUGUUAAUGCACGAGAUUUAUGGGCUCAUUCAACACAAUGGUCUGUUAAAGGACAAAUAUCAGCCAGCAUCGGAUCACAUGAUUGCGGGAUGUAUGUUCUUACUCCAAAAAAAUAAAUUCAACCACAUUCAGAGUAUAUGCUGGGGAGAUCAUGAUUUGAAACUUGUUUCCACAAUUGCAAUGUCUGUCUCAGAUGUUACAAUUUAUGUGGAAAAUACUACAUUGCUGAAGGAGUACAUCAUUUAAUUAGAAUAAGAAAAAUAAGUUAAAAGAUUUUGUUAUUUAUAGUUAAGAUUGUUUCUUUGUAUUGAACUAGGCAUUUUGUGUGGGAUGAGUUUGAUGCAGAGAUAUAAUAAUGCUUUAUCUUUUUUAUGUGA
This is a messenger RNA of Lycium ferocissimum, 1646 nucleotides long. Its product is annotated as alpha-galactosidase-like. Gene Ontology annotation, molecular function: hydrolase activity, hydrolyzing O-glycosyl compounds. Lineage: Eukaryota; Viridiplantae; Streptophyta; Magnoliopsida; Solanales; Solanaceae. Gene Ontology annotation, biological process: carbohydrate metabolic process. The transcript has 15 exons. The coding region runs from base 153 to 1385 and encodes 410 amino acids. The record is from RefSeq and is a predicted model, not a curated record.